GAUUCACUCGAAUAAGUUUUUUCGAAAAAAUUUCUGUAAUAAACAGAGAAGAAGAACCAAAUUCAAUGCUUCCUUGUCGCCGUCUUGUUCUUUCCUGCAAAAAUGGUGCAUCCAAUUUUCUCCGAAGGUCUGGACCAUCAAAACGAAUUCAAUCAUUCAAUUACAGUAAAUCGACAAGACAGGGCCAUGAAAUUCCAGAUGUUAACCCUCUAUUUCCUACAGUAGGAGGAACUCAAGCUUCUUCUCGUUCUCGUGUUCGUUAUGCUGUUCCAGCAAUUGUACUUGGUUUUGCCGGAUUCAUCACCUUUCUUCAUUACAACGACGAAAGGAGAGCAGUUCCUAGAGGUCAAGCAAGCAGCAAUAGCGGUUGUGGCUGCGGUUCUAAUACAACUGUCAAAGGUCCAAUUAUCGGAGGUCCGUUUACCCUUAUGAGCACAGAAAACAAGAUAGUCACAGAGAAUGACUUUUGUGGUAAAUGGGUUCUACUCUACUUUGGAUACUCGUUUUCCCCGGAUGUUGGACCCGAGCAAUUGAAGAUGAUGUCCAAAGCAGUUGAUAAACUAGAGUCUAAACAUAACCAGAAGAUUCUGCCUGUCUUUGUCACUCUUGACCCUCAACGAGACACACCUUCUCAUCUCCACGCAUACUUGAAAGAGUUUGAUAGUAGAAUACUAGGACUAACUGGAGCUGCAAGUGCAAUGAGGCAAAUGGCACAAGAGUAUCGUGUCUACUUCAAGAAGGUUCAAGAAGACGGAGACGAUUAUCUCGUUGAUACUUCUCACAACAUGUACUUGAUGAAUCCGAAGAUGGAGAUUGUGAGGUGCUUUGGGGUUGAGUAUAAUCCAGACGAGCUCUCACAGGAGCUUCUUAAAGAAGUUACUUCUGUUUCACAAUGGCCCAUUUUGACCAAACACUAAAGAGAGAAACACUAGGAUGCUCUUUGAUUGGUUCUUCAAUUGGUGAAUUUUAUUUCGACGAUUUUGUUUGUUAA
Molecule: messenger RNA, 991 nt
Organism: Arabidopsis arenosa
Lineage: Eukaryota; Viridiplantae; Streptophyta; Magnoliopsida; Brassicales; Brassicaceae
Source: the annotation of a GenBank genome assembly